Symbiodinium sp. CCMP2456 is the source of this 1548-nucleotide messenger RNA. The record is from the annotation of a GenBank genome assembly. NCBI's taxonomy places the organism in Eukaryota, Dinophyceae, Suessiales, Symbiodiniaceae.
AUGUCGGUCCUGGACUUUGAUGAAGGCCUCAAUCGCGCAUCCUGGGCAUCCGAAUUCUGGCAGAGCCUGUACCGCGAGGAAGCAGACAAGGCCUUGGCGACUGCCAGCAAGGCCCUGCAGCAAGCCCGGGACGCAUCGGCAAGGGCGAUAGCUCACAACGGCAUCGCUCGAGCGCACCUGCUGGCUCGAGAGUUCCUCAAGGCUGAAGAGGCAGCAAAGCAGGGGGUGGAAGCUGCACGUGGAGCAAAGGACUCCUCCGAUGUACUGGCUCACUGCAUCGCCGCCAAGGCGUUCUUGGCGCAUUUCCGACUUGACGAUGCCUUCCAAGCAGCCGAAGCUGCGGUUUCGCUCGCGCAGCAGAAGGGCAAGUCGAUUCAGGCUGCGGCGCUGACCACACGCGCGCAGGUCUGCCUUGCGCGAGACAAGAAGCAAGAGGCGAGUAAGGUUGCACGGCAAGCUGCGGCUUUGUUCAGAGAGUGUGGGGAGAAAGGUGGCGAGGCAAUGGCCCUGGAGGUUUUGGUCCGAGCAUGCCUUGUGGCGAAAAAGGGCAACGAGGCUCUCCGUGCUGCAAACGAGGUGCUGGCACUGUGUCAAGACGGAGCAGACGCUGAGUCCAGAUCGCUGCUUCUUGUUGCCAAGACAAAGCAGGCUCUGGGAGAUGCCCAGGAAGCCCAAGAAGCGGCUCAGAAAGCAGUUGCUCUCUACGAGAAAACGGACAAUCGGCAGAUGCAGGGCAUCACGCUGAAGCAGCUGGCUGAAAUCUGCUUUGCAGGUGGUGACAGCAUCGACGGUUGGCAGUACACCAAAGAAGCUCUAGAAUGCUUUCGCGAAGUGGGCCACAAAAGUGGUGAGGCAACCACUUUAUGCCAGAUUGCAGCAGCACAUGUGGACAAUGGCUCGUGCGAGGAGGCUCUGCGCAUCGCAGAGGAAGCGGUCACCCUCUGUCGCGACAACAAUUUCAGGACACAGCUGGGGACCACUCUCAGUGUCAUGGCGAGUGCGCACGUGGCCCAACUCCCGACAGCCCGCAGCGAUCAGCAGGAACAGCAGAUCAACUGGAAGGCCCGAUUGGCUGGCAAAGAAGCCCUUGGAAUACAACAAAGCGUUGGUGAUCGUGUCGGUGAAGCCCAGACGCUGAAGAGCUUGGCAUCUGCUUUCCUGAACUACGGAAACGCAGCUGAGGCUCGCGCAAAAGCCAAACUUGCUGUUGACAUUGGCAAGGAGAUUGGGAACAAGCGAAUAGAAGGUGAAAACCUGCUGCUGGUCGCCCAGUCGAAGCUCCAUGAAAACAAGGAAGAAGGGGCACGUCUUGCCAGACUGUCGGAGAAACUACUGCGAGAAGCAGGAGCUUCAUCUGCUGCUAGAAGUGCUGGAGAUGUCUACGAUUUCAUUCGAGACUAUGGAGUCCAGCGCAAGGAGACGAAGAAAGACCGGCCAAAGCAGGAAGCAGACGUCAAAACGGACAUCACCAUUGACAUAGAGGAAGGGAAGCAUCGGCUCGGAUACUUUCACGGCUUUACGGCUCGGGCUGUUCGUCCUCGCGCAUAG